This is a messenger RNA of Linum tenue, 498 nucleotides long. The record is from the annotation of a GenBank genome assembly. NCBI's taxonomy places the organism in Eukaryota, Viridiplantae, Streptophyta, Magnoliopsida, Malpighiales, Linaceae.
AUGAAGAUUGGAUCGCUCCUUGGAAAAGCAAUACAGGUGGAUCGUGCUACGAAAUUGGGAGCGAGGGGAAAGUAUGCGCAUGUGUGUGUGGAAGUCGAUCUAACAAGACCCCUUCUAGGGCGCUACAAGGUAGAAGGGAUCGAGUAUCUCAUACAAUAUGAGGGCCUCGAGAACAUUUGUACCGACUGUGGACAAUAUGGCAAAUCGACGCUGAAAUGCUCGUGCAAGGACCCCGUAGUGGUGGCCGAAACUGUGGAGGUGGUUCCGGAAACGCAGGAGGAGGAACGUCCACGUGGCCCGACUUAUGGUGAUUGGAUGAUGGUUAAAAGAAAGGGAAGGUACCAAUCGAAACAACCACUGUACAAGGAAGGGCGGGGUGACAAAGCUCAGUUCGUGCCAAAGCAGGGAAGUGAGUCCAACCGAUUUGCAGUGUUUAAGGAAGACACAAUAAAUGAAACACAACACGACGAUACUGAGACAGCCAUGAGGAAGGGCUGA